GCAAACAUCCUUAGCUAUUUCGCGUCAUAGCUCAUACAAAGACGUAAUUACAAGACACCGGACGCUAUCAUCGUCUUGUAUCAUAAUGAUUUUGUUAUUAAAACAUAUUAUAAAUUAAUAUAGUCUUCAAAAAUGUUAUAAACAGUGUAAUAUUAAGGUUAGAGAUAGAUUGAAUAUCGAAAAUGGACGCAAAUCUUUAUAUUUGACUUUAUAUUUGUGUUGUUUAGCUUUGUGUCUAAAAAAGUGUUUUGGUAAUGAACAAUGAAGCAAGUGGUGUUAGUUUUGUGUUUUUUUCUGAUGAUUGUGGGGAAUGACAGUGGGGUAUGGAUGCCAGUAGGUAGCCCCAUAAUCAGUGCGUAUCCUUGUAAGAAUACUAAGGACAUACUGGUGUGGUUUGAGCCAGGGUUGCCUCCGAAGGAUAACAAUCACUACUAUGUGUACAUAAACAAGAACUUUCCCGCGGAUAGUGUUACUAGAGUGUUCUUUGACGCUGAAGUUAAUAUCACGUUCACUGUCAGAUCGGACGAAAAGAAAUUCCAAAGAUUUUCUCUGACCGAUGGCGACAGCUUCACGCUUCGCUUCUUCGUGCAGCACGCAGGCCUCGGCUUCGCCGUGAAGGGGACCAUACCAGGCCUCACGCCCUACCUCACAGGCCUCACUAUCAACGAUGUGGAGUACUGCAAUGAACCGGAUGUGGGAUUCCUCCACGAGUACGCAGCGGAAACCGGAAGCGCACCACAGAACUGCGGGCGCCGGAAGGUGGACCACACGGAGCUGAUCGUCAACGGAGCGCCCACCAAGCCCGGCGACUGGCCGUGGCACGUCGCUCUCUACACCCUCAGGGAUACCGUCUUCAAGUACAUAUGUGGCGGCACACUCGUUUCUAAGAACUUUGUGCUGACGGCUGCCCACUGCGCCACGUCGAGGGGAACUCCGUUCACGCCGGAUGUGCUCAGCGUGGUGCUGGGGAAGUAUAACCUGAAGGGUGGCGACAAGGAAUCUGAAGAGAGGCAAGUUCACAGAAUAAUAAUUCACGAGCAUUAUCUGCACCGGAAGUUGUCCAACGACAUCGCUCUGUUGAAGUUGAGGACUGAAGUCGCCUUCAACGACUACAUCCAGCCAGCGUGCCUGUGGUACCGGCGCGCCACUGAGCUACUGAAUACCAGUACUAUCAUGGGAACUAUCGUAGGAUGGGGCUUCAACAUAAACGAUACUCUGUCAGAGACUCUUCAGCAAGCCAGCAUGCCGAUGGUCUCAGAAAGCACUUGUAUAAAGAGCAACCCGCUCUUCUACGGCAAGGCACUCAACGGCAAGAAGUUCUGUGCGGGCUAUCAUAAUGGCACGUCAGCAUGCAAUGGCGACAGUGGAGGUGCUUUCCAGGUGUUCAUCCCAGAUAAAGUGCAAACUCAGAAGGAUAAGGUGUCGGGCAGUUGGCACGUGCGGGGGAUCGUGUCCAAUACAAUAGCGCGCUUAGACGCGCCUAUCUGUGACCCCACCCAGUACACCGUUCUCACAGACGUCGAGAAGUAUAGGGACUGGAUCGACAGCCACAUGGAAGAUUAGUAUCACUAGUACAGAAUACUCAAUAGCCGCCUUUCUGCCACUAGUUACUAGUAGCACGUGAACCGUUGAGUCAAAUCCACCAAAUAUGUUACACAGACCAGAAUAUAGAUGUCGCUGUACGUUAUUGCGUCGCAAUACUGUUAUCCAUUCAAGCAAAUAUACUUAUGUAUUUAUAUUGAUUCGAAAUUACUGUAUUCAUCCCAGGGUUCGCAAUAAUCCUGUAUACCUAUUUAGCAAGAGUCUUAUGUUUAUUUGUAGAUUUAUCUAUUUUGAUUGAUAGAUACGUAGACGAACUGUGAUGACUUAUACUGGACACACUAAUCAAAUCCUUCAAACGUGUUGCAAAGAUCAGAAUAUCGGUGGCGCUGUUUGUAACUACGUCGCGGUAUUGUUAACCGUAUAAGUGCAUAAAUAGCUAUAUCACAGGCUAUAUUUCAAAUAUCCGAAAGUGUCAUUAUUACUUGUAAUCCUUGGAUUCGCAAUAAACUGGUCUUAGUAUUUA
Molecule: messenger RNA, 2065 nt
Organism: Maniola jurtina (meadow brown)
Lineage: Eukaryota; Metazoa; Arthropoda; Insecta; Lepidoptera; Nymphalidae
Product: chymotrypsin-like elastase family member 2A
Exons: 9
Coding region: 262-1563 (433 amino acids)
Biological process (GO): proteolysis
Molecular function (GO): serine-type endopeptidase activity
Source: RefSeq, a predicted model, not a curated record